CGUAAACGCACUCAAUUGGGGUCGGAGAGUCAAUCAGCAUUCUUCCAUUUUGGGUCAAACCGCCAGUUAAUAAUCUUCAAAUACAGCGGCUUUUUUUCUACAGCUUCUUCCGCCAUUUGCGUCUCCAUUUCCUUAUAUACCCACCCACUGUAAAAAGUCUUCUCCUCUAUAUAGAACUAAGUUGAGCGAAGAAAGAUCCAUUUCGAAGCUCUCACCACUGUGUAAUUAUUUGUUGAUUCCUUCAAAUUCUUCUCUCUUCUUCUUUUUUUGAAAGAAAAAUUGGAAAAUGUCAAGCUCCGACCACCAGCACCACCACUCUGACACGGAGGUGAUUGGAGUUGACAGGACGGCGGCGUACAGCGGACCUCUGAGCGUCAGCGGGCCUCUGAGCAAAAGGGGCGGGAAGAAGAGCGCCCGGUUCGGAGAAUCUAGCUCGGCGGAGUUGGGGAGCCCGUCGGCGGCGAAGCCCUCUAGCGACGACGCCUACGUCGAGAUCACACUCGACGUCCGGGAGGACUCCGUGGCGGUGCACAGCGUGAAGACGGCCGAUGGUGCUGACGUGGAGGACCCGGAGCUUGCCCUGCUGGCGAGAGGACUGGAGAAGAGGACCACCCUGGGAUCCACCGUGGUGAGAAAUGCUUCGUCGCGAAUCCGGCAGGUGUCUCAGGAGCUCAAGCGCCUGGCUUCCAUUACUAUGCGGACCCAUCCCGGCGCAGGUAAGAUCGACCGGAAUAAGUCCGCCGCAGCUCAGGCUCUGAAGGGGCUCAAGUUCAUCAGCAAGACCGAUGGCGGCUCCGGUUGGGCCGCCGUCGAAAAGAGGUUCGACCAGCUCACGGCCUCCACCACUGGAUUGCUCCCCCGGGCAAAGUUUGGUGAAUGCAUAGGUAUGAACAAGGACUCAAAGGAAUUCGCAGGCGAGCUGUUCGAUGCUUUAGCUAGGAGAAGGAACAUAACCUCUGACUCCAUCAACAAACAACAGCUUCAAGAAUUCUGGGACCAAAUCUCCGAUCAGAGUUUCGACACUCGCCUCCAAACCUUCUUUGAUAUGGUUGACAAAGAUGCAGAUGGGGCAAUCACAGAAGAAGAAGUCAGAGAGAUCAUAAGCUUAAGUGCUUCUGCAAACAAGCUGUCAACUAUCCAGAAACAAGCUGAUGAAUAUGCAGCCAUGAUUAUGGAGGAACUAGAUCCCAGCAACCAAGGAUACAUCAAGAUUGAGAACUUGGAGAUGCUGUUACUGCAAGCUCCAAACCAAUCGGUGAGGGGGUACGAGAGCAGGAACUUGAGCCAAAUGCUGAGCCAGAAGCUGAAGCCUACAGUGGAGCCGAACCCUCUGAUCAGAUGGUACAAACACUUCAAGUACUUCAUAUUAGACAAUUGGCAGAGAAUUUGGGUGCUCCUGUUGUGGAUGGGAGCCAUGGCUGGGCUGUUUGCUUGGAAAUACAUUCAGUAUAGAAACAAAGCAGCUUAUCAUGUUAUGGGUGCCUGUGUUUGUAUGGCUAAAGGUGCUGCCGAGACGCUGAAGCUCAACAUGGCUAUAAUUCUUUUACCCGUCUGCAGAAACACCAUAACAUGGCUCAGAAACAAGACCAAGUUAGGUUUUGCGGUACCUUUCGAUGACAACCUCAACUUUCACAAAGUGAUAGCGGUGGCUGUGGCAAUUGGGGUGGGAAUACACGCAAUAGCUCACUUGACGUGCGACUUCCCUAGGCUUCUGCAUGCGAGCGCUGAGAAGUACGCUCCAAUGGAGCCGUUCUUUGGGGAUCAGCCACAAAACUACUGGUUUUUCGUGAAAGGAGUGGAAGGCGUGACAGGGAUUAUAAUAGUGGUAUUAAUGGCCAUAGCUUUCACCUUGGCUACUCCAUGGUUUAGAAGGAAUAGGGUGACCUUGCCCAAACCUUUUAACAAGAUUACUGGUUUCAAUGCCUUCUGGUAUUCCCACCACCUCUUUGUUAUUGUCUAUGCUCUCCUCAUUGUCCAUGGCGUCAAGCUCUAUUUGACCCAUACGUGGUACAAGAAAACGACUUGGAUGUACUUGGCUAUCCCCGUGGUUAUUUAUGCUUGCGAAAGAUUGCUUAGGGUAUUCAGGUCUAGCAUUAAGCCUGUCCAGAUUCUUAAGGUGGCUGUCUAUCCUGGAAACGUUUUAGCGCUUCAUAUGUCAAAGCCUCAGGGCUUCAGAUACAAAAGCGGUCAAUACAUGUUUGUCAACUGCUCUGCAGUUUCUCCCUUUGAAUGGCACCCCUUUUCAAUUACAUCUGCCCCUGGAGAUGACUAUGUUAGUGUCCACAUUAGAACCCUUGGGGAUUGGACCAGACAGCUCAAAACUGUUUUCUCAGAGGUUUGCCAGCCACCUCCCAAUGGGAAAAGUGGACUCCUGCGAGCGGAUUGCCUACAAGGGGAAAACAAUCCAAACUUCCCAGAGGUGAAGAUUGAUGGGCCGUAUGGAGCACCAGCACAAGACUACAAGAAGUACGACGUGGUUCUGCUAGUAGGACUAGGGAUAGGAGCAACCCCAAUGAUCAGCAUUGUGAAGGACAUUGUGAACAACAUGAAGGUGGUGGAGGAUGAAGAGAGAGGGUUGGAGAGUGGGCAAGGAGCGGGCAGCGGAGGGGGCAGAAACUUCAAGACAAGAAAGGCCUACUUCUAUUGGGUGACCAGGGAGCAAGGGUCAUUUGACUGGUUCAAGGGGAUCAUGAAUGAAGUCGCGGAAAUGGACCAUAAGGGCGUCAUAGAGAUGCACAAUUACUGCACCAGCGUUUACGAGGAAGGGGAUGCCCGUUCUGCUCUCAUCACCAUGCUCCAAUCCCUCCACCACGCCAAGAACGGUGUCGACAUCGUCUCUGGAACCGCCGUCAAGUCUCACUUCGCCAAGCCUAACUGGCGCAACGUGUACAAACGCAUUGCUCUCAACCACACCAAUGGGAAAGUUGGGGUUUUCUAUUGUGGGGCACCAGCACUGACAAAAGAGCUAAGACAACUUGCCUUGGACUUUUCUCGGAAAACAAGCACCAAAUUCGAUUUCCACAAAGAAAAUUUUUGAUUGACGCCGCACCAACUUCUCCCAAGCAAUGUCUAGUGUACAGAGAGAAUCUUGAAAUGAUAAUAUUAGUUUUGUACCAAAGUGAUUUUUAUUUUUAUUUUUGGGGGUACUAGUGUAAGUAAUAAUAAGUUUGAUUCCACCCAAACAAUAUAUUCAAAAAUGGUGUGCCCAUGUUAGACUUUAAAAAAAAAGAGUUAGUGGAAUUUAUUUGCCAUGUGCCUAAUAAAUUGAGCACUAUCAAAUAGUAUACUCUGUAUGAAGCAAGUAUCAACCGGGGGAUAAAGCUACUUGUAUACC
Molecule: messenger RNA, 3334 nt
Organism: Cuscuta campestris
Lineage: Eukaryota; Viridiplantae; Streptophyta; Magnoliopsida; Solanales; Convolvulaceae
Source: the annotation of a GenBank genome assembly